This is a messenger RNA of Nomia melanderi (Alkali bee), 2901 nucleotides long. The record is from RefSeq and is a predicted model, not a curated record. Lineage: Eukaryota; Metazoa; Arthropoda; Insecta; Hymenoptera; Halictidae.
AGUUUCUUAGGCCAUUGAAACAUCUUUUGGCUCAAUUUCCUCGCUCCAUCACGUCCCGGAUCCUGUGACCCAUGAACAUCGUACAAAUCAACCGCCUUCUAACAAGCCACAUUAACCUCAAGUGAUUUCUAUUUUCUUACGAAUCGCGAAAGAAGUAAUUAGUGUGUUUAUAUCGACGAUAACGAAAAAAAGAAAGACAAGGAAGAAGAAGAAGAAGAAGAAGAAAAAGAAAAAAGAAGAAUUUUCCAAGAGCUUAGGCGAGAAGAAGACAAAGGUUUAAGAGCUAUAGUAAUCUAACUAGUGUACAAAGUAUAUCUGAAAAAAAUAAACUAGACGAGACUAGGGGAAUAAAAGGAAAAAGGAGGAAAAACGAGAAAAAGGAAAACUAAACAAAAAGUCCGCCAGUGCCAAAUCGAGAGGUGAAACGAAGUAAACGAGAACGAUUGUACAUUAAAGAAGAAAUAACCGCGAGGAAGAUAAAAGGGUGAAACGAGGAAGAGGAAGAAGGGGAAAGCAGGAAAAGAUAAACGAACAUCGCGCGAAACGACAAACCGUAAACCAAAGAAUCUACCAUUUCAUUUUUUCUACUAAUCAACUCAGCAAGUAACGAUACUCAACUAACUCAGCGAGGACGGAGCGAGAUUAAAUUAAGCGAACAUCGCGAGGACAAACGGAAAGAGAAAGCAAAUAACAGAAAGAGAAAGGAGAAGGCAAGAAACAUAUAGCCAAUCGACAAAGUGUUUUCUAAGCGAAUAACGACGGAAGUCCAACUUACACAUUUAAGCAUUAUAAAUGUAAGAAUUUCGAACAAAUUCACACCAUUCUUUUUUUCUUUCGAGAGGCCGCACCGACCAAGAGCAGUCCCAUCCAAAGCGAGAUAGCAUCAGCCUGCGUAUUCAGAGGAAAAACAAAAGGAGACUCGCGCGUAAUUACUCCCAGAGAAACCGAUCUACUUCAGUUCGUAGCCUAAACCUGUUGAGUACAAACGACAGAAAUAGAAUUAUAGAGAAAAAAAAUUGCGAGAGAGAGAAACAGAAAGAGAGAGAGAGAGCGAGAUUGAGCGAAAGCGAGCGAGCGAGCGAGAGAAAAUUUACAACAAAAACUACAGGAACACAGUGAGAACGAGCGAAAGAGACAGAACGCGAGUGUACGAGAGAAAAAAGAAGAAAGAAAGAGCAACUAAUAAACAGGAAGAGACUAAAAGGCAGCACACAAUCUAUAUAAAUUUAAAGAAGAAUAAAAGACUCAGGAGAAACGCGGAAAGCAAACGAGACCUAAACCUAACCCAGUGACUUCCGGAAAAUCCAGAAGACGAACGCCGUCAUUUCGUCAAAUGUUACGGGUUUCAACUACGAGCAGUCGAAUGCCCGUGAAUCAUCGUGAUUAAUAAAUAUUCCUGAUCGCGCUGUCGUUCAAUACCAAGCUCUCGACGCUGAGUCGAAGAGCUUAGAAGCAGCUGAUCUAGAUACAUCGAGGUUACUCCGUAUCGAGUUUCCAGGAUCGUAUAGUGAACGGUGAACCUCGACCUCCCACGAUCAGGGGGAGGCAAAGAGUCGCGAUGACGUGGCGGGGAAGAUGAGCGCGGAGGUAACGAAGGAGGUCGUCGCCACCGAGAGGGUAGCAGGCAGCCCUCCGGCGGCGGUAGCGACCUCGCCAGGCACGGUCGGACCGGGUGAUCCGGCUCGUCACCUACCGCCGUUCAGCAGCUUCGCCGGGGACAACGCGAUGGAUAGCUCAACGACAUUGACUACCCUUCAUCCGCAGGACGUCGGUCUCGGGCUUACGUCCUCAUGGGACUACUACGAGGGACUGACCGGCCGGUUGAUCGACUCGCGGGGCGAGGUGGUGCUCGCCAGCCAGUAUAGGCCGUGGGAGUCGAAGAACGCGGCAGGCGGCGGAGGCGGUGGCGUCGUCGCGCCCGGCGGCGAAGGUUUGCCGAGCUUCGCGAGUCAAUUCACCGCUCCCAGCGAAGCGGAGCCCCAAUUAACGGCGCUCACGCCAUUGUCGCCCGCCUCGAUAUCGCACUCACCACCUGUCACGUCCGCGGUGGGCCUACCAAGUUUCCAUACGCUUGGCACACCGCUGCCCGCGCCUCAUCCUCAUCGAGGCAGCGUCGGCUAUCCGUUGGUACCCGCACCGGUACAGGCGAGAGAGGUGCCGGCCCUUCAGCAACAGCUACUCGAUGAAAGGCACAUACAAUUACUGGGAUCGAGCCCGGUGCAGGCAUUCCCGCCGCCACCGCCGGGACAUCCUCAUCACACUGUGCUCACGGUGGUCAAGCCCGAGUAUCCGCAGCUCCAUCACGCGAACUUCCAGAACCCGAUGUCCACGGUGCUGGACUCUUCGCCCACAUCUAGGCCGAUCGGGAUCGACGGUAGGAAAAAGGAGCGCAGAAAAAUACGGGCCGGCUCGAUGGAGUCUGAGGACAGCGCCGGAGCCGGGAACGUCGAGAGUUCCGGCCAAGUGGCCGCGGUCUCGUCCACCGCGAACAGGGGACCGCAUCAUCUCGGGGGCGGUAUGGUCGACGCCGACGGGGACGGCGGACUCAACGACAAGCCGGCCAAGAAAAAGCGGAAACGGUGCGGAGAGUGCAUCGGUUGCCAGCGAAAGGACAACUGCGGCGACUGCGCGCCCUGCAGGAACGACAAGAGCCACCAGAUCUGCAAGAUGAGGCGGUGCGAGAAACUCACCGAGAAAAAGGUAAGUGAAAAUGUUUUCAUUGAUAGAUGGGUUAUCUUUGUGGCUGACUGUCUUGGCGACCGAAUGGCGGAUUUUAGGUCUAUUUUUAAAGUAAAUCUGAAUUUUGCUGUUUCAUGUUUUGGUAUUGGCAAGGCUUUUUAUUCAAGUAUCACGUUGUUGCAUCUGCAGAUUCAUUACUUAUUGUUAAUGUUUUGCUUGUAG